This is a messenger RNA of Fusarium falciforme, 276 nucleotides long. RefSeq lists its product as hypothetical. NCBI's taxonomy places the organism in Eukaryota, Fungi, Ascomycota, Sordariomycetes, Hypocreales, Nectriaceae. Bases 1 to 276 code for a protein of 91 amino acids. The transcript is spliced from 2 exons. The record is from RefSeq and is a predicted model, not a curated record.
AUGGCACGCCCCAAGCUUCAGCUUGUAUUCACCAAUGUGGACGACAGAUACGAACCCAUGUCUCUGCUCGGUACCCGGCUCUAUGAGAACCGGGUUCCCAUUGACGGCCUAGUCAACCCCCACCCGGAGCUUACAAGUCCCAUCUCCAUGUCCAGGAUCAACGCUGCAGUGCGACACAAUGCUCACGACGGUUGGCCGGCCGGCAACUUUGACAAGAAGCUCGUCAUUGAGGGAGGCAAGCUCAACGCGGAGGACGCUGAAUCUGGACAUGAGUAA